Molecule: messenger RNA, 1620 nt
Organism: Brienomyrus brachyistius
Lineage: Eukaryota; Metazoa; Chordata; Actinopteri; Osteoglossiformes; Mormyridae
Gene: urp2
Product: urotensin II-related peptide
Exons: 6
Coding region: 867-1373 (168 amino acids)
Biological process (GO): regulation of blood pressure; blood vessel diameter maintenance
Cellular component (GO): extracellular region
Molecular function (GO): hormone activity
Source: RefSeq, a predicted model, not a curated record
GAUGGAUUGGGAGCCAGAGAUAGCGGCUUUUACAAGAGCAGAUAUUUCAGGGUGUUCUUCAUAUAUUGUAAGAUAAGUAUUUAAUGACAAACGGAGCUUGUCAUUAGCUAUUUGUUAAAACAUACAUCAAAAUGAUAAAGCUUUAAUAAUUUCUGCAAUGUAUGUCAAUAUUUACUAGCAGUAGUCAUUUUGCAUAACUCUGUUCAUUGAUUUCUAGACAUCCUGGUCACCUCCUAGCUACAUCCUGACAGUUUUCAUUUUCCCCCUUUGUUUGCAUGUAGUAAAAGCAGCAUCUUAACCACAGUGCCACCUGCUGAAAUCUACAUGCAGCUGCAGGCACAUGCAAGCAUCUAUAAAAUGUGUUUACACUGUUUGAGCUUCUAAACACUGACCUCUGACCUCUGACCUCCAGCAGAGGGAAGCGCGAGGGAAGACAAAACUAUGUAAGGAGGCCCUGACGCCGGACGCCUCGUUCACAAUGGGGACCCUGACGCCAAGGAGGGGCAGAGAGGAUGAAGAAAAACACACAAGACCCUAAAUGUCACGCGGAUGGGCCCAGGGAACAGUGCUUCGGCAGGCUGCCGGGGUUUAUAUAGGGCACAGCCCCCAUCGCCGAAUAGACGCGGCGCAAACGCUUAGCCGUACACCAUCGACAAGCCUUCCCAGAAAGAGGUGCUUCAAACCCAAUCUGGCAACCAGCGAUAGAUCGCUAAAUAGACGAAAGUGUCACUGGAACAGCAGAGGCAACAUUGACACCUGUCGAGCACAAUACGUUUGACAGCAGAUAGUACCGGGGAGAUACCAGAAGAUUCUAGACGACGCCAGAAUAUUCUGCAAAAUACCAGAAAAUAUCAGAAAACAGAGUGAUGAGCUGCAAAGCCGUGAUCAGUGCUGCAGUGGUGCUGGUGCUGAUGACAAUGGUGACAGUGACUGCAAAUGGUGCUCCGUUCAGUCUCGACAUAGAGCUCACCAGAGGCGACGGAGGGGGGAGCCCAGAACCAGUGCAGGCGGGUUCAGACACGCCAGCGGUGGCCCGAGGAGACAGAAGGGAGAAGAUCUUAAGGGUGCUGGCUUCCCUGGAAGAUCUGCAGAGAUCCAUCAACAAGACCAGGAGAAGCAAGAUAACCAUGAUACCACGUGCAGGUGUUCGAGGACCAGGCAAGAAGAGCAAGGGCGGAAUUUCAGACGAGGCUAUGAGAACAACUACCACCACAGCACCCCCUGUGGAUGACUGCAGUACAACGUCACAACAAAGCGACAAUGCAAACGAGCGGCACUCGCAAGGUGGAAAGGGUCACAAAAAGGCUGCCCCCCAGGCAGGAAAGAAACCCAAUAAGCGAGUUUGCUUCUGGAAGUACUGCUCUCAAAACUGACCCCUGACCCCUGCGGGGCCCCCCCUUCCCCAUGUACCCAAAGCCCUCGCUCCCAACACCCGGCAACGCCACAGAACGGCAAGUCCAAGGAACACCGACGAAGAACACGACCUUUUAAACAGGUGAUCAGUAACAGUGCAGACUCGGAAUGCCUCUUGACCUUCUUCGGCACCCACACUGUACACAACGCUGCUUCACAGACGCCACUGGGGCGUGUUUGGCUCAAAAUAAAUGACGAUGCAUUAAU